UGAUGGAACAUAGGCUGCUCACUAAUAUUCUCCAUCGAACUCUAUCCUAGGCUAUCCUUUCCAGUUGUUAUUGUUGCUUUUAAUUUCGGCUUCCAAUUCUCGAUGCAAUGUGUUCUUUGGUCUUCCUCUGUUCCGUUUUCUUUCCAGAUUCUAAGUAGGCGCUUGUCUCGUGAUGCAGUUUGAUGAUUAUAUCAGUGUGUCCUAUCCAACUUCCAUGUCUUUUGUUGAUUUCUUCUUUAACUGGAAACUGGUUUGUUGUCUCCCACAGUAGCCUGUUGCUGAUGGUAUCUGGCCAACGAACAUUGAGUAUCAUGCAUAGACAAUUGUUUAUAAAUACUUGUACUUUUUUGAUGAUGGUUGUGGUAGUUUUGCAAGUUUCAUCUCCGUACAGUAGAAAUGAUAAUUAUGAAAUAGUGAUUACAAAACUUGAGAUUUUCAAGAAGAUAACAAAUGAAUGUAUUUGUUCAAGUAUCAUUAAUUUUGAAUUUUUCUGCCGAAAGUCUCUUAACACAAUUUGUGUUCACUUUGUGAACUUCAAUCAAGAAGUUUUCCCUUCAAAAUAUGGAUCAGUUCAACAAUCGAUUAUUUCUACUUUCUCCAACCUAGUAGACUAAUUAGUCUUCACUAUUGAUGAAGUUAUUUUAGGAUUGAACUAUUGUAUUGAAAUUUUUUCAAAUGUAUCAAACGCUCAUCGUAUUCCAGUUAUUGAGUCCCACAUUUCGCGCAUUUGUGAUUAUUAAGUGAACGAAAAUGGAAAAAAAUGCAAAGUAUUACAGUUUCAGCAACUGGUGA
This is a messenger RNA of Schistosoma curassoni, 792 nucleotides long. The record is from the annotation of a GenBank genome assembly. Lineage: Eukaryota; Metazoa; Platyhelminthes; Trematoda; Strigeidida; Schistosomatidae.